AUGAGAAAGUCAGAGGCCUGUACUGGCAACAACUUCCCCGAAGGGUGUGAAUUCAAUAUUGGAAAUGCCUGUUUUGAGUUUGUUGGAGGGUCUGAGACCUGGUCCCAAGCCAGGAGCAGCUGUGAGAAGCGAGGAGGGGAGCUCCUUAAGGUGAUGAACACAGAGAUCAAAUUGUUCCUGAAGAACAUCACCAGAGGAAGACACACCAACCACUUCUCCUGGUGGCUGGGAGAGGGGGUCCAAGGCCUGUACCAGCAGGCGGAUAAGGAACUGUACCGAAUGGAAACCACAGUAGGGGAGCCCAGGGCCAAGAACACGGAGAAGUUCAUUGACAAUUUGUGGAAAGUCACUAAAAACCUGAAGUCAAACUUUUUCCAAAUGGUUAUGACUAAAGAUAAAAAAGACAUUGUUAUUAGUCACAUCAAAAACUGCACCAACGGCAUCCUCCUUCUCUCCAAAGAAAACUGUCACACCGAUAAUGACCCUAACCCGCCCACUUUGUUUGAGAAAUCCUUUAAUAUCUUUCAAGCAAUCUCCUUGCUGAUUGAUGUGGGAGAACAAGAAAAUGUUAUCAUCAAGUAUCCAACAGGCACCCUCUAUCAGAGCAGAAAAACACCAGCUAACCUCAGCAACUCUGUGCUGGGUUCAGUAAAAGAUGGUGAGUAUGUCAAGCUCCCCUCACAGGAAGCACUCGGGAAUCGGUUUGAAAGCUACCCAACAGUCAUCGCUCAGCUGGCUUCACUCUCACAGAAUCCCCAUCCGUCUGAUGGAAACAUCACAGGAACUGUUUGCAGCGUUACACUUAGUGAUGGCGAAAAAAAUGAAGACAUAAAGCUGGCCAACCUGACGCAGAUGAUAGAGAUUUUCAUGAAUAAUCCACAAUCUUCAAUACCGACAAACAAACCUGUUUUGUUGGAGUAUAACACAAAAGCUGUGACCACAAUCAACGUUUCUAACCCUGAAAGCACCCUCUUCGUUAGCGUGGAGCCCAACGCUAAUGUGUCCUUGCAACUUGUUUUGGCUGCAGGAUCCCCUCCUAACGAAACCCAUUUCAGCCACAAAACCACCUUGAGCCCAACAGGAAACUAUCGCUGGAUGAUAACCCCAGAGAUGUUAAGUAAGACUUCUGGAGUCUGGUAUGUUUCUGCCAGCCUCGUCAAUUCUACUUGGGUGUCGGGCCUGACGCUGAACAUCACCUCCUUUAUGGGCCAGUGCUUGUACUGGGACACAGACCACGAGACAUGGAGGGGUGACGGCUGCCAGGUGGGAGACAAAAGCACUCCGCAGCGAAUUCACUGCCUGUGUAACCACCUCACUCUCUUCGGGGGCUCCUUCUUUGUGAAUCCAAACUACGUGGACAUAUCUCGCACGUCGGAGUUGUUUGCCACCGUGUCUCAGAACUUUGUGGUUCUGGCACUGCUGUGUGCUUUCUUUGGGCUCUAUCUGAUCACUCUGGUGUGGGCCUGCUACUCUGACCGCAGGGCACGCUCUAAGAGGAAGAUGACCCUGCUGGAGGACAACCACCCAGGAGCUCAGUACAACUAUCUGAUCGGUGUCCAAACUGGCCAUCGCAAGAAUGCCGGGACUACUGCCAAUGUUACGGUGAAGGUGAUUGGCUCAGAGGGAAGCAGUGACACACACAACCUCACGGACCCUGAGAAACCUGUGUUUCAGAGGGGAGCCUUCGAUAUUUUCCUGCUGGCCACACCCUUCCCACUGGGCGAAAUGCGAAACCUCCGGCUGCAGCAUGACAACUCUGGAGGUCACCCAUCAUGGUAUAUAAACAAGGUGACCAUACAAGAUCUCCAAACACACCAUGUGUUUCACUUCUUUUGUGAGUGUUGGCUGAGUUCUGACCAUGGAGACAACAUGACCAAGAAGACCUUCAAUGCUGCAAAGAACAACGAGGUCACCAGCUUCAGGAAUAUUUUCCACAGCAGAACAUCGAAUGGCUUCAGGGAUGAACACAUCUGGGUUUCCAUAGUGGAUCCUCCCUCACGCAGUCCAUUCACUCGUGCCCAGAGGGUUUCUUGCUGCAUGUGCCUACUGCUGUGCACCAUGGCCAUCAAUAUCGCCUUCUGGAACAUUCCUAAAAAUGAGAACUCGCCAGUACUCGUAUCGUUUGGUUCAUUGGAAAUCACCUGGCAGGAGUUCAUGGUGGGGAUUCAGAGUGGUCUCCUCAUGUUCCCAAUCAACAUCCUCAUCAUCACCAUCUUCAGAAGCAUCCGACCUCGCGUGACAUCAAAGUCGAAAAAAGGAAACUCUGAGGAGAACUUUACACCGCCCCCAGUGACUAUAGCAACUAUUUUGAAGGAUACAGAGGAGGUGAUUUCUUCAGUGAGCAGUAGUCCCAGGAACAAGAUGUCAGACAUGCACAGACUGGAGUCCACCACUGACCUCUGCCUUGCCCUGGACAGGGUGCAUGAAUUCAUACAUCUCAUGCAAGGGGAGAGUGAGAGUGAUCAUCACUGGGUUUACUGCAGCAAGUUCCUCCUGGCCGCUCUCUGUCACCUCCUGAUGUGCCUGGAAAAACUGGGUGAAAGGCCAUUCCCGAGUGUGCACGAGUACCAGCACACCCUCAACCUCACCAACCUGCUGGUUCGCAAAGUCGAGAUGGUCCUCAGCAGCCAUUUACCCGCCUCCAGUGAUGAAGACGAAGAAGAGGUCGGCGAGCUGCUGGCUGCCUUGGUGGUGCGUGAUCCUGGGCUGGUUCCUGUUGCUGUCCAUCAGUGGAAUAUCCACUUACUUCACCCUGCUGUAUGGCUUUAG
Pungitius pungitius (ninespine stickleback) is the source of this 2769-nucleotide messenger RNA. It is a transcript of the gene pkd1l3, whose product is annotated as polycystic kidney disease 1-like 3. The transcript is spliced from 17 exons. Gene Ontology annotation, cellular component: membrane. The record is from RefSeq and is a predicted model, not a curated record. Lineage: Eukaryota; Metazoa; Chordata; Actinopteri; Perciformes; Gasterosteidae. The coding region runs from base 1 to 2769 and encodes 922 amino acids. Gene Ontology annotation, molecular function: calcium channel activity; protein binding. Gene Ontology annotation, biological process: detection of mechanical stimulus.